AUGCGGGGCCUCUUGCGAGACAACUGGGGCCACCAGGCCCUGCGCGGUUUGCAGCUGCCCGUCAUCAACGCUCUGAUGUCUGGAGAGGACGUGUUUGCAGUGAUGCCGACGGGCUCUGGCAAGUCUUUGUGUUACCAGCUUCCGGCCAUGGUCCGAGACGGGACGACCAUUGUGGUGUCGCCUCUCUUGAGCUUGAUGGAAGACCAAGUCUUAAGCCUGCGGGGCCGUGGAGUUUCUGCAGCACGGUUUGGGAGCGACACCACCCAAAAGGCGACAAUGCAGGUCUUCGACGAUUUAGCCUCGGGUGAAAUUCAGCUGCUGUAUGUAUCGCCUGAGAAAAUGGUGGGUGCCAGUGAGAAGGCACAGGUUUCAAGUAAGUUGGGUUCCAUUUUAAAACAGUUGUAUGAUUCCGGACGGUUGGCACUGCUGGUCGUUGAUGAGGCGCAUUGCGUGUCUCAAUGGGGCCUGGAUUUUCGCAGCGAUUAUCGCAAGUUGUCGUUCAUGAGGGCCCGCUAUCCUGGCGUGCCCAUGUUGGCGGUGACCGCCAGUGCAACGGCAGCGGUGGAAAGGGAUGUGCUCAAGAACUUGCGAAUGGAAGGAGCCGUGCGCUUCCACGACACCUUCGACAGACUCAACCUCUUCAUGGAGGUGCGCCCUAAGCAAUCGGAAGACCAAACAAUCCAAGAGCUGGUGGCACUGGUGUCCGCUCCAUCUCCAAAGCCAGCGUGCGGUGUGGUGUACGUCCUGGCGCGGCGUGAGGUGGAGCAAGUGUGCCAGACCUUGUGUGAGCUUGGAGUGCCUUCAUGCCCUUACCAUGCUGGGCUUCCCGCUGAUGUUCGGCGCGAUUCCUUCACCAAGUGGAUGCGGGGCGAUUGCCAACUCAUCGUGGCAACGGUGGCCUUUGGCAUGGGCAUUGACAAGCGGGAUGUCAGGUUUGUGUUCCACAUGGACAUGCCUUCAUCCAUUGAGAAGUAUCAUCAAGAAAUUGGCCGUGCUGGAAGGGACGGGCGACCUUGCCGCUGCGUUCUGUGGUUCUCGAGGGCCGAUGUCAAAAGGAACAAGGACAUGGCACAGAAGCAGUACGAGGUCAAGAGAUGUGAAGAUGCUGGCAAGUUCUUCGGCGACGACAGCUGCCGCCAUGCUGGCUUACUGAAGUACUUCGGCGAGGUACCUUCUUUUCGCAACUGCGGCUCUUGCGAUGUGUGCUGCCGCCGGAAGCUCGGGUUAGCAACGUUCGGGCAAACUCAACGUGAUGUCACGCAAGAGGGCCAAAAACUUCUGCAACUGGCAGAAGCCCUCAUGAAGCAUGGUGUAACUUCAGCCAAGCUUCGCGAUGUAGCACGGGGGCGCAAGGUCGACGGAACAAAGGCGCUGACCGCCGCGAUUGCAGCUGUCCAGGAUGUGGGCGUGUUAAAGGACUUCAGUCACCAGCAAGUCGAGGAUCUGAUCAGCAAGAUGUUGCAGAGCAAGGUUCUGACCGAGUACAAGGACAAGAUGUUUGGCAAGGGCAAGGGGAAGUACAGACAGGUCUUGCGGCUGAAGGUGGGCCCUGCCGCCGAGAAGCUCCGCAAAGGAACGCUCAAGCUGCAUCUGCCGGUGCCCGGUGGUGGAUCUUCCGACCAAUCCGACCCCCAGAUGCCAGAUGCAGACGCCGCAGCGGCGAAAGAAGAGGAGGAGACCCCGCCACAGCUCCCGCCGCAGCCAAUCAAAAGGCGGCGGCUAACGACUGCCAAAGCAAAAGCGGCUGAUAAGGAAGCUGAGAAGGGGUCAACUCCACUGCAAGCUUCCCGUUCCUCGAAGAUGACGGCAAGCUCGAAGGCUCGCCUUUUCUCAGCCCAUAGGGACGACCCGAUCGAGGAGGAGAAGGAUGCAGAGGCAGUGCCUGGAGCACAAUGGCCACCAGAAGUGCUAGACAGCAGCGGAGAUGAGCUUGUUUGGGUCGGCGGAGGGGAGGAGCUGGAGACACCACAAACUCCAGGUCGAAAGCGCCGGGAGCCGCAGACGCAGAAAGAGGCCAAAGCCGCCUCGAGACCAAAGCGACAGCAUGCAGGGACAAAGCAGAUGACACAGCCUCAGCACGAAGCGGCCUCGCCUGAGACGGCGCGUAGAGCUGAGCAGGAGGGUGACAAGCCACUGCCGCCAUGUGAAAGCUUACCGUCGCUGCCUUCGGGACAGCCCGUGGCUUCACCAGUGCGCUCUUGCGAAGCUCAGGCACAUCUGCCGCAGACGGCGAUGCCGGCUGGCACUGCAUAUCUCAUGAGCCAGCAGGAGGCGGAGGGCGUGGCUCCUCAGCCUGGACGGCGGCACCUGCCGUGGCUCGUGCAAGAAGAUGCUGUGCCCCAUGCGCCGCCGGAGCAAUCUCUGCAAAACUCCCCUGCAGCCGAUGCGGAGCAAGGAGCCAUUCGAGCAUUGCCUUCCCGGGCAGCCAGACGAAAUGUACUCCGUGUGGCCGGCUUCCCGAAGCCAAGUGCUGUCCAGUGA
Messenger RNA from Symbiodinium natans, 2481 nucleotides. The record is from the annotation of a GenBank genome assembly. NCBI's taxonomy places the organism in Eukaryota, Dinophyceae, Suessiales, Symbiodiniaceae.